Messenger RNA from Benincasa hispida (wax gourd), 414 nucleotides. RefSeq lists its product as uncharacterized. Lineage: Eukaryota; Viridiplantae; Streptophyta; Magnoliopsida; Cucurbitales; Cucurbitaceae. The record is from RefSeq and is a predicted model, not a curated record.
AUGGUUUUGGUGAUUGAUGACCUAAAAUUUGUCCUAUUGGAGGAAUAUCCUUCAACUUCUAGACUUACCGCCUCACGAACUGUUCGUGAAACCUAUGACAGGUGGACUAAGGCUAAUGAAAAGGCCAAGGUCUACAUUCUAGCUAGCUUAUCUAAAGUAUUGGCCAAGAAGCAUGAAGCCAUGGUCUCUGGAUGGGAGAUCAUGAAGUCGCUGCGAGAGAUUUUUGGCCAACCGGCCACUCAUUCAGAAGGGGCGUCUGUCAGGGAGCAUGUCCUUGACAUGAUGGUCCACUUCAAUAUGGUAGAAAUGAAUGGCGUUGUCAUGAACGAAGCCAGUCAAAUUAGCUUAAUACUUGAGACUCUUCUAAAGAGUUAUCUUCAGUUCCAUAGUAAUGCGGUAAUGAAUGAGGUUUAG